Molecule: messenger RNA, 4069 nt
Organism: Cyprinodon tularosa
Lineage: Eukaryota; Metazoa; Chordata; Actinopteri; Cyprinodontiformes; Cyprinodontidae
Gene: npy8br
Product: neuropeptide Y receptor Y8b
Exons: 3
Coding region: 469-1575 (368 amino acids)
Biological process (GO): G protein-coupled receptor signaling pathway
Cellular component (GO): neuron projection; plasma membrane
Molecular function (GO): neuropeptide binding; neuropeptide Y receptor activity
Source: RefSeq, a predicted model, not a curated record
UGCCUUGCAGAAGUUAUUAUGUAAGAUGUUCCCCGUCGGUAGUCUCAUCCCCGCCAGAGAGAGAGGCAUGAUGAAGGCGCUUUAAGAGAAAGCCCAGCUCCUGUCCGGGAUCCUGGCAGGACACAGACCCUCAGCUCACCUGAUGCGCAACAGUCGCAGAAGAACAGGUUUCUGCGCUCCGUAACAGUGCAUGUGGCUCCUGUUCAGUUACCUGCUAUCGGGUCCCUAAAGGGGAACAGACUUGCAUCUCUCCUUACAGCAGCGUCCCUUACCUGCAGCUGGGCUGCGGGCAGAGACACAGCUGCAGCCGGAGUGUGGAUCCAGGGAGGUGGGCUACAAAGAAGAUAAACACGAACCUGAACCUACAAAUCAUGACACAAUAAAAUGUGUAAAUAAAAGUCAAAUCAAGUCUGGCAAAGUGAACUGAUUUUAGUCCUUUCUCUGACGGGAGCCAAGAAACAUCGGGUCAUGGAGCUACAGCAUAAUGCCAGCCACAAUCAGACCUUGUGGAAAGAGAUACCGUGGGAAUCCACUGAGGACUGCUCGCUCUCAGUGAGCGGGACCACUUUCCUAAUCAUUGCUUACAGCAUAGUCAUGGUUGUAGGCCUCAUUGGGAACUCCUGUCUGGUGUUUGUCAUCAUGCGGCACAAGGAGAUGCAAAAUGUUACCAACAUCUUCAUCGUCAAUCUGUCUUGUUCUGACAUUCUAAUGUGCAUCAUAUGCCUGCCAGUUACUAUCAUCUACACACUGAUGGACCAGUGGAUCCUGGGAGAUACCCUGUGCAAGCUGACACCCUUUAUCCAGUGCAUUUCAGUAACCGUUUCAAUCUUCUCCCUCGUCCUCAUUGCCAUGGAGCGCUACCAACUCAUAGUCCAUCCGACGGGAUGGAAACCACUGGUGAGCCAGUCCUACUUUGCGGUGGCUGUCACCUGGAUCCUGGCCUGUCUUAUGUCUGUGCCUUUCCUCAAGUACAGUGUGCUUACCUUGCCUUUCCAGAACCUGAGCCUCCCCAUUCCUGUCAGAGACCACCUCAUUUGCAUGGAGCAGUGGCCAUCAGUUGAGAAGCGCCGCGCGUACACCACUUCCUUACUCGUCUUCCAGUACCUGCUCCCUCUCACGCUUAUCUUGGUCUGCUACCUGCACAUCUACCUGCGCUUGAGAAGGAGGAAGGAUAUGGUUGAGCGGGGCAGGAAUGCGACUCAGAAAAAGAACAAGGGCUCGACGAGGAUCAACGCCAUGCUGAUCUCCAUCGUGGUGGCGUUCGCCCUGUCCUGGCUUCCUCUAAACAUCUUCAACACAGUGUUUGACUGGAACCACGAAGCCAUCCCGUCUUGUGGCCAAGACGACGUCAUCUUUUCUUUCUGCCACCUCACUGCCAUGGUCUCCACUUGCGUCAACCCAAUCAUCUAUGGGUUCCUAAACAGCAACUUCCAGAAGCAGCUCAAGUCCACGGUGUUGCGCUGUCGGUGCUGGGGGGCUGUGGACAGGUACGAAAUCGUCCCACUCUCCACCGUCAGCACAGAGGUCACCAAAGGGUCAGUCUUCAGUAAUGGAUCUAUCACCUUUAACUCUUAAAUCGUAGGAUACCAUACCCGAAACUAUCCCAUCAUUGGGUUUUUUCAUUUUGACUUUGAAGAAACUUCUCUCUUCGUAAACUAAAACUAUGAAACAAUACUGAAAAGCAAAUUGUGGACUUUUUUAUGAUUUAGAGAGAGUUUUCGAUAAAGAGGAAGUAGAUAACAAAUGGGACAAAGGUUGGACAAGCUAAACUGCUGAUGGACAACCGAGGACACUUGACAUGGCCAUAUGAUGUAAGGACCUACAAGUGAACAGACACCCUUUACACCCUUCGACAUGUUUCUCUGUAAAAAUCUAGCAUCUUUUCUUAUGUCUGGAGUUAUCAGAGGACCUAAUGUGAAAUGUAAAUGAGCUCAACCCCAGCGAAUGCUGGGAAAAGCAAGGAUAUGUUGUUUUUAAUUAAGUUCCUUUUUUUAAUGGCGCUAAUGAAAAUAUCAAGGGGAUUGUUACCUGUUAAUGAUUAUCAACUAAUGCAGUAUUAGUGCUUUAGAUGUGGCUCUAGGGGCUCAUUCAGUCGAUUUACGGGCGCCGUCUUAUACUUUUAUCAUUGUCUAAAAUCACCGCCAGUGCUGUAACAGUGGUUCUCAGAUAACCUCGGCUGGAGCUGUAUACAUCUCCUGCUGUCAGCCUGGUUCUGGACUCCAAUCUGUAUAUAUGUGUGGGAUAGUGUCUGCCAUAAAAUGUGCCGUACAGCAAUCGUAUAUCCGCUGCAAUAAAACAAAAUAAAAGUGACAGUAAAGGACUUUGUCAGAGCAGGUUUCUUCUGCUGUAAAUAUAUCACAUGAUAGAGUUAUAGUUUAUGAUGUGGUCUAAAGUAAAGAGCACUUUGUAGCCUAGCAAAUAUCUCUCAGUGACCUGUUGUUAGACACCGUGCAUUUAUAAUCGCAUUAGAUCGUAUAUCUUUAAUGAUAAAACUUGUGCUGUAAUAUUCGGGUUAGCUCUAUGUUACAUUGAAACAAUAAACUUCAUUACACCAUCUUUUAACCGGACAUUCACAAUUAUUGCACCCAUGCUUAUGACUUUAAAGUGAUUAAAAAAACCUCCUGGGGCUAAAAUCAAAUUAUACUAUCAAAGUUGUUUCUUAAAUAAGUAUAUGACAAGUAUUCAUGAAUAUUUUUCCCAAUUUACUGCCUUAAAAUUCAAUGUAGUUCAUUUAUGUUUUAUAUGAUAGGCCAGAAAAAAAUAAAAUAGUCUAAUUAAGAGGCUAAAAAAAUUUACCUGAGCUACACCUCAGUCAAAUUGGUUGGAUAGUUCCAGUAAGUAGAAUUUUUCGAUUUGAUUCAAAUGGAAAAGGAACUUGUACUUAAGCUUUGACUAGGCCAUUCUACCCCAUAGAUAUCCCUGAAUUGCGAUACAGGAGUUUUGGCUGUGUCAUUAGAAUCAUUGUCCAGCCGGACGAGGAUCCAACAAUCCAGUCUCCAAUCUUUUACAGCCUCUACCCGGUUCUCUUCCAGGAACCCCCGUUAUCUUCCCUUCCACCUGCUCCCACAUGAUGCUGCAGCCUAUAGGAAUGAUAUGUUCAAAGUAUGAGGUUUAAGUUUUCUGCCACUGGACUUUACAUAUAAUCCAAAAUGUUCUGUUAGGGUUUCGUCUGACCAGAGCACAUUCCUCCACUUUUGUGUGUCUCAUAUGUCCUGAGUAAGACUACAGUAUUACAUAUAGAGACUAAUACAUUCUAUAUUAUUUAUAUGUCAUGAAGUCAACAAUUCUUUCUAUCGCUUUUACAGUUUAUUGUUAGGUUAUUUUCAGUAAUCCAUAAAGAUUUUUUUUUCAUGUCUAAGAACAAAGUGUUCAUAUUUUCUUGCAGUUACCUUUUUCUCCAUCCAUCUUCAUCAAAAUUUUAGAGUGAGAGUAGUGACUACUCUCACUCUAAAAUUUUAUAUAUACAUACAGAAACGCAAAUCUGAAAAAUAUAAUCCAUGGUGCCAGAAGACGAACAACAAAUUAAAUCAUACAGAUAAAUAAUAAAAUAUAUAAAAUGUUAAGCAUAUACCUAAAUUAUUCGAAUGAAGUUUCCUUAAACCAAGAAAAAAUUGUUUGAAAAACAACAUCUAAAGUUGGAAUAUUAGUCUUUUUGAACUAUGUAAAUAUAUAUGCAAAAGCUAUAUUUAAAUUGCCUUAACACAUAGAUUUAAUCUUGUUACUUAUUACUUAAUUCUAAUAGAUGUAUUAAAGGAUGUAUUAAAGAAAAUAAAAUGUACAAUUUAACAUAAAAUAGUUUUCUUUUAUUAUAAUCAAAUAAUAUCAUUAAACAAAUCUAUAGAAAAUUAAAUACAAAUAAAUUUUGGUCUGGGGGAGCCUUGGUGCCCUAAGCAGCCCCUUAGCUUGUUUUCCUUUGGGCCAGCCCUGGCUUUAACCCAAACAUCCAUGAAUUUGUUUUUAAGGAGAAAACAUUUUCGACAACUGAUCCAGAUAUAUGGUUCUGGUGAGGACAUUGUGUAGCCAUUUGGAAAUCUGUGUAGAUGCAAACAACUCAUAAGUGAUAAAAAAA